Messenger RNA from Varanus komodoensis (Komodo dragon), 1275 nucleotides. RefSeq names its product calcium regulated heat stable protein 1 (gene CARHSP1). Gene Ontology annotation, biological process: regulation of mRNA stability. The transcript has 4 exons. Lineage: Eukaryota; Metazoa; Chordata; Lepidosauria; Squamata; Varanidae. Gene Ontology annotation, molecular function: mRNA 3'-UTR binding. Gene Ontology annotation, cellular component: cytoplasm. The record is from RefSeq and is a predicted model, not a curated record. The coding region runs from base 79 to 522 and encodes 147 amino acids.
CUGGGGGCGCUGCAGCUCCGGGGCGUCCCGAGGCGCUGGUCGCGGGUCCCGCUGGCCAGGUGUUUCCUUGCCCCGGAAAUGUCUUCCGAGUCGGCCUCCUCGCGCGAGCGCUGCCCGUCUCCGAGAGCCCUGCACCCCCCAGAGGGCCGCCGAGCGCGAGAGCGGUCUCCGUCGCCAAUGAGAGGCUGCCUUGUUCCGAGUCCACUCCCGACGCGGAGGACGCGCACCUUCUCAGCGACGGUGAGAGCCUCUGAAGGGCCCACCUUCAAGGGGGUGUGUAAAUGCUUCUGCCGGUCCAAGGGCCAUGGAUUCAUCACUCCUGCAGAUGGAGGGCCGGACAUCUUUGUGCACAUUUCUGACAUUGAUGGGGAGUAUGUCCCAGUGGCCGGUGAUGAGGUCACCUACAAGGUAUGCACCAUCCCGCCCAAGAACGAGAAGCUGCAAGCCGUAGAGGUGAUCAUCACGCACCUUGCCCCCGGCACGAAGCACGAGACGUGGUCCGGACAUGUGGUCAGCUCAUAGGGCGCCCCCACUGGGAACGGAGUUGACCGAGCGGGCUGAACUAGGGUCUUGUUCGACAGCCGAAACUGACUUGAGUCUGACAGAAGAGUUUUCUGCGUCUUGAGGUGAAACCUUCUAAAACAUGAUUACUGGAAAUGUAAAGCAUUUGGGUAUUAACACAUAGAAGGCAGGGAGAGAUGGGAAUCUGGGGUUCCCAAGGCCUUAGAGAGACCAGUGGAAGUGGAAAUGCCCAGUCCACCCAAACCGUGGGGCAGAGAGAAAUGCAGGUUUGAGCCUACAGACCCGCCCAAGAGCUCUGUUCCUACGUGGAAGGCUACCAAAAUGCCCACCCAAAUAAUUGAAUGUGGAAUUGUUUUCUCACAACAAGCAUAGGGAGGGAGAGCGGUGCAAGUGUUCUUAUACCAAGGGGAUGGUGUGGAAGAUGGGAUUCUGGCACAAGAGCUAAAGGGUUAACGCUUGCAUAGAAUUAGAUUGUGCUGUGAGUUACUUUUCUCGGUGCCUUCUGGUUUUCUAGCCCCAAGGAAAUCCUUGCUGCAAGCUGCAGGGAAAUCCCAGCAGCAAGCAUGUUUCACUUCUCUCAACUUGUGCCUGACAUUUCUACAGAUGCUGUUGAAAGAAAAGAGAGCCUGCCUUAACUUUUCAUAUAUACACAUUUGAUACCUGAGUUUUGUGCCCUGCCAUGGUUGGCUAAUGAUUUGGGCUGAUGAAAGCAGCCUUGUUUGCUUAAAAAAUAAAAUAAAAACCAGCCUUUGA